Messenger RNA from Apiotrichum porosum, 861 nucleotides. RefSeq lists its product as uncharacterized. The transcript has a single exon. The coding region runs from base 1 to 861 and encodes 286 amino acids. NCBI's taxonomy places the organism in Eukaryota, Fungi, Basidiomycota, Tremellomycetes, Trichosporonales, Trichosporonaceae. The record is from RefSeq and is a predicted model, not a curated record.
AUGGCCCACUACGCCAGCUACAGCGCUCAGAGCCCGUACGGUCACCCCUCGCCACCUUUCUACCAGCAGCACCCAAUCGCCAUGCCCGUCGCCAUCCCUGUCCUGCAGCCGCCGGCUGUCCGUGUCUACCCCGUCGCCAUACCUGCAGCGACCUAUAUGGAACGCUCCAGAUCGGCCCCAGUCUACUACGUGCGACCUAUGAGUCCUGUUCCCUCAUCCCCCGUACCAAGCUACGUGAACCUGAGCUCUAUCCUGGGUGCGCAGUCCACUCCACACAGGCCAAGCUGCCCCAGCCCCCUGGGUCAUCGCGAGCGACGCGGCAGCUCGACACAACCCACGCAGCCUCCUUCCACACAAGGGCAAAUGCGUCUUGCAAACACACCUGGCCCGAGCCGCAGUCCGCUACCCAGUGCAUACACAUCCGUAACGACUGCCAAGCAGGAUGUGCAUGCCAAGCGCGGUGGUUUACAAGGUCACUCCCACGCCAGCCGGCCCCGGUCAGGUAGCACUGGCGUACUUCACACGUCGCACAAGCCACAUCCACCAAACCCAAACCGUGUCCGCUUCUCUCGCGAGGAGCUAGGUCCUCACACACCACCCAAAGACCACGUCUUGCUCCCGCCGCCGCCGCAUCACCUACUCGUGUAUGGCCAGCCGCCGCAGACGCAUCCCGUGGCAACGGCAGUCCCCAUGUAUAUGUACGAGUACGAGGGGCGUGGCCUUCGCGAGGGAGUCGAUCCUGGGAGUGGAGGAAACCCCAGUCGUCGUCCAGCGAGCCCACGGGGACAGUCCGCCUCGGAGCGCCACCCGCACGACCACCUCGGACAUUGGCAUUCGGAAUACAACCACUCCAAGCGGUAA